Messenger RNA from Pelobates cultripes (western spadefoot toad), 3504 nucleotides. NCBI's taxonomy places the organism in Eukaryota, Metazoa, Chordata, Amphibia, Anura, Pelobatidae. The record is from the annotation of a GenBank genome assembly.
CACCCAUCCUCCCUCUUUUGGUCGACUCUUAUUAAACUCUGUCACAGCCAUUGUAGACUUCCCCACUGUCUCCCAAUCUCAUGUUAUCUCUCUGUCUCAGACGUUUCCCUCUGGAGGACAUUCCACUCGAUGAGAAAGAGGCGGCAAACUGGCUUCACAAACUCUACCAGGAAAAGGUAAAAUGAUGGGAUGCCACGGGUGCCCUUCAUCUGCACAGAUAGUCCUGCAAGUAUACCCAUUCCAUAACCCAUCCAAAAGUAAGAUGGCACAAAUUGUGUUGCGCAAUUCUAGAAUAUUGUAAAGUCAUGGUGUUUUUUUCUUUUCUUUUUUUUUUUUUUUUAACAGACAUGGGAGUGGAUAUUGAUUAAUGGGACUCUCCAAGCAUCAAAACAACUUUAUCUAAAUGAAGUUAUGGUGCCUUGAGGCACUCUUCUUACCUUUCCAUGAACUGGCUUGAAAGAAACAUAGCUUUUUUUUUUCAUCCAGUUUUCAACUGACAGCCCUCAGUGAAUCAGCAGCACUCUGCGCUUCCUGAAAUUGACAUUUCAGAACGCGUGGACAUCGCUGCUGGAGGUAACUUUGGGGUUAAACCAUUUGCAAACUGUUUAACACGUUGAGGUAAACUUGCUCCAGGGGCCUCCUUGCACCAUAACAACUUCAUUGAAAUGAAAUUGUUGUGGUGCUUUAGUUUCCCCUUAAGCUCAAAGGAGCACUAUAAGGUCAGGAAAAAAAAAAAAAAUUCUCACCCUAUGGUGUUAAAAAGCCCUGCUAGCGCCCCUGGCUCCCCCCUUGCUUAUCUAAAUAUAGUAAAAUCUUACUUAUAUUAAAGUCUGAUGCUGCUGCCUCUGCCCCUAAACUGCCUCUGUUUGCUGACAUCAGAAGUGAGGGCACUAUAUAUUGGGAGAAAGGAAGAUAAUUGAUUCCGCUGUGCUGAGCAUCACACGGUCACACUGCUCUCUAUAUGUGAUCGGAGAAUAGACUGGGUAUAUAAAAGAGGGCAUUAUCUAUUGGGAGAAAAGUUUGACUGGUUUCCAUGUCUUCUGAGAUGUUUCUUGUGUCUUUUUCAAGGAUGCUUUGCAGGAACGAUACCUCCAGGAGGGCACCUUCCCGGGUCCCCAGAUUGUACCACGCCGCAGACCAUGGACUCUCAUAAACUUCUUAUUCUGGGCCACUCUUCUUCUGUCCCCAUUAUUCUCAUUUGCAGUUGGCAUCUUUGCCAGUGGGUCUCCACUUCUCAUUCUCUCUUUUAUGGGCUUCAUGUGGACAGGUAAUAAGUGAUGAUCAGUCUCUGUAAUUUUCUUAAUAGGUCAUGUUAUUUGUAUUCUUAUGGUACCAUUUUAAUGGGAGUUUAGUAAAAUUUACAGAACUGGAAGUGGGUCCCUGUAUAAGGGUGGGGGUAAACCCUAGCAGCUGAAAUAGUCCUGUUUUAUGGGUAAACUGACCACUGUGUUCAUUAUAGGUGGACGUAUGAUUUUCUUAAUAUAUGCAGAAGUAAAAUAAUGUAUUUAUUUAUGCUGGUGGUAAGCUGCACUGCUCAGCUCUUUUAUCCUGUGCAUGGAUGGAAUUGGCUAUGGUGUUAUCUUAAGAUGCAAGCAAGCAAGCAUAUGUUUGCUUGUGUGAGGUUUUUAGUUUUUUUUUUUUUUUUGUAAAUCGUUUAUUUUUUCUGCUUGCAUUUUAUCUCCUUUCCAGCCUCGUUUGCAGUGCGACGUCUCAUUGGGGUGACAGAGAUAGAAAGAGGCUCAAGUUAUGGGAAUCGAGAGGUGAAGAAAAUGGAUUAGAUGCUCCAGAUAUCUGAAAUUGUAGUGCGGUCUGGACUUGUCUUGGUUAUAUUUAUUACUAACAUGAACUGAGAGGGAGGAGCCUCCUGCAGAGCACCACCCCCAUGGAGCAGUACCAAGAGCCAAUAGGAAUCCGCCAUUUCAUGAGCGCAAUAAAACCUGCGUUCUGCCCAUCUCCUUCACUAGUGACUGUAUAUUUGCUACUUUGCCUCUACACACGUUUCACAGUCCCUAUCAUCCUGCUUUUUCUCUCGAACGAGCCUUUUGUUCUAAAUUUUACAUCCCUGUUUCUCCCAUUGCUGGCUGUAACCUCAAUUUAUGUUAAGGGGAACAAGAUGUCUCUGAUUCCCACUUGCUGGCUUUACCCGUACCCUGGGCAGGGCCCUUGCCAUUCAUAUGGGGUUAAUGUGCUUUAGCAGUUCAGCAGAACAUCUUCUACAUUGCAAUGUGCAGCUAAUUCACUUCAUGGUGCUGUCUGCAGAGAAUUUAUCAUUUCCACUGCUUGGAUUGUGUACUUGCUAGGUCUGCCCACUACUCUGCAACUGAUUAUCUCCGUCCUGGCAGGAAGUGCUGAUAGGGGCUCACCUAUAGACCACCACUAAUAAGCUAAUACCUUAAAAAAAAAAAAAAAAUCAAUCCUUCCUAUCCUGGGAAUAACAAACCAAUGUCAGAAACCGGUAUUUCUAUUUGAAUCUUUUCUUUUCCAUUAUUUCAGUGAAAUUAGCCCGUUACCUCUCAGGGGGCAGGACUCUCUGGCAGUGAAAGGGUUAAAUCUCCCCACUCUAACUCAGUGUUUAGCUAUUGUUACUGCUGCCUAUCUGAUAGUGGGUACCAGCGCAGUAGAUCUAACAUGUCUUUGGGCAGUCGUGUGUAACAUGUUAGAAGGAAACAGCACAUCCCUCAUUCCAUGGGUGCAGACAUAACCUGUAGAAAUUGAUUGUAAAUGUGUACACAAAAGUCCUAUUAUUAAGUAAUGUGUGUGUGGCUCUGAAUCUCCAGGUGAACAUGCAAAGAUAAUUUCUUAUAAGAUAUGGCUUGUACAGGGCAUUAAUCUCUGCAGAAGGGCUCUAUGGUGUCUGUUGCUGUGGGCAUACAUGAUGCUCAGGACCUGGCGCUAUGUGUAAGUAACAAACUCAAAGGUAUUAUAUGCCCAGUAGCAGUGGUCUUUACCAAUGUCUUUUAUAUGUUUAUUUGUAGUGUUACACUGCCGCUAGAGUGUGCUCACCGUAGAGCUGGUCUACAUAUGGUACAUGUUUACCAUAGCCAGGACCACUUCUCAUCCACAUUCAUUGUAGACUGGAUCAUUUCUGAUCUGCGGCCACAGCAGAUUGGGCCGUUUUCUGAUCAGCUGUCACCGCACCUAGGAUGGUCACCGCAGAUCUGUAUCUGUGCAAAGUUCACUAUAGCCAUUGAUCCAUGAUUGGUAUCCAUGGGGCCAUUUACAAUCAAUUUUCACUAUAGGGUAGGGUUCUAGAGUCCCUGGUAGAACUGCAUGUUUUUCCAUAGGGGCCAUAUACUACCCACAGUCCCAGGUACCGUACAGCUGAUUAUGGUGCAGAUUUACUGCAGGGCUUUCACUGUGCACUGGGUCCGUGUGCUUUGCUUUCAUUACGGAGCGGGGCCCUCCGCUUCGUGUUCAUCAUGGAGCUGGGCCCUAAGGAUCUCUUUCAGCGUGGAGCAGGGCUGUAUGCUUCGCUUUUACCGUGGAGCAGGGCUAUGUACACUA